AUGGCGAAGAUCAAUGACACAGUGGUUGCGCCAUGCACGGGAAACCAACCGUCUCAACUUCUUGGCCUAGCGCUGGGGUUUGCCAACUUUGACCAGGAACUUUGGUGGCUUAAUACAGCACCUCUCCUAGGUAAUCUUCUAAGUCAAGCCAACUAUGAUAUCCAUAAGCAGUACCAAUACCUCGCCUUCUAUCACAAGCACAUCCUUCCUAUGCUUGGUCCUUACACCGCUCCGGGCCUCGAGCCACGAUGGAUGGGCUAUUUUAACAGCGAUGGCCAUCCAUUCGAGACGAGUUUGAACUUUCAAGACUCGAAGAUUACCGUCCGUCUAGCCUUCGAACCGCUCAGCCCGCUUGCCGGAACCGACCGCGACCCACUUAAUCAAUUUAUGGCCCGCGAAUUUCUGGGCCAACUGGCCCGCAGCCAGCCUUGCGUUGAUCUACAAUGGUUUAAUCACUUUGACUCUGAGCUUGGUCUAUCGCUGGAGCAGGCUCGCCUGAUCGCUAGCAAAGUCCCGAAAUUAGGCAAGACUCAGCGAGGCGUUGGGAUAGAUUUGAGAGACCACGGUAUUGUACCGAAGGCGUACUUCUAUCCCGAACAUAAGGCCCGGAUGAUGGGUGUACCGAUAGCUGGACUUGUCUUUAAGGCUAUUCGCAAACUAGAAGAAAGCAAAAGCUUCACUCUUGCGUUGGACACUUUGGAGAAAUUCCUCGCACCAUGCUUCAAAACCAGAGCGGACGGCUAUUAUAAGAACCCUACCGAAGUGUUCGCUGUCUCCAUCGACUGUUUGGUACCUAGCAAAUCGCGCAUCAAGUUGUAUGUGGGUGAGACUCAGGCUACUCUCGCCCGAGUCCGAGAGCUCUGGACCCUCGGCGGACUGUUGGCAGAUCAGGCUACUUUAACUGGAUUGAGCCUCAUUGAAGCCAUUUGGGACAUACUCGAUAUGGGUGAUUCCAAGACACAACAAAUGGAUUUCAAUUAUCUGCCAUUGGGUUUCUAUUAUGAGCUCCAACAGGGUACAGAAUAUCCAAAGCCCCAGUUAUAUAUUCCUCUGCAUGAGAAAAACGACGACACAAUUGCCAAUAGACUGACCAAGGUAUUCGAGUAUCUAAAGUGGAACGAUAUAGCUGUGAGAUAUAAGGAACAGUUGAUGGCGAAUUUAAACCUCAAAGAAACUACGAGUAUUCAGCGCUGGGUUUCAUUCUCGUAUCUUGAAAAUAAAGGAGUUUACAUGUCGCUCUACUUUCAAAGUGUUGGGGGCUUUACUGAAAACAUGUGA
Messenger RNA from Nannizzia gypsea CBS 118893, 1278 nucleotides. RefSeq names its product tryptophan dimethylallyltransferase. Bases 1 to 1278 code for a protein of 425 amino acids. Gene Ontology annotation, biological process: alkaloid metabolic process. The transcript has 2 exons. The record is from RefSeq and is a predicted model, not a curated record. Gene Ontology annotation, molecular function: transferase activity, transferring alkyl or aryl (other than methyl) groups. Lineage: Eukaryota; Fungi; Ascomycota; Eurotiomycetes; Onygenales; Arthrodermataceae.